Messenger RNA from Porites evermanni, 4788 nucleotides. Lineage: Eukaryota; Metazoa; Cnidaria; Anthozoa; Scleractinia; Poritidae. The record is from the annotation of a GenBank genome assembly.
AUGAGCGAUCUCGUAUCGUCCACUGAGAAUCAGGCUACAGAAGACAGAGCAAACAUGACUGUAAAUACCAGCGUCAAGCAGAGAGGGUAUAGGGUACUUAUCCGCCUCUGAACGACUGCCCAAAAGAGCCUACAGGUAACCACAGGCCUAAGAGGAAUUUUUAUGAAUACAAAAUGUUUUUGCCUUUUUUUUCCUAGGUGGAAGGGUGACGCCAGUGGCCAUGAAGUCGGCUGUGAUAUUUUGUUGUGUUCUAGCACUGGUCUCGGUUGCAAAUAGUUUAAAGCACAAGACUGGUAAGGGAAUUUGUGCAAUGUUUAAAAUCUCGUCUGAACAUUGUUCAAAGAGCACGGUACUUCUAAGAUUUUUGAUCCAUACAUUUUAUAUUUUUUCCCCUCCAGGUCAUGGUGGUAGAAAGUCGGUAGUAGUUGUGAAUCCCGUCCAAAGUGAGUUACGUUACCCUUAAUGACACUUUUUUCUAAAUCAGUUAAAUAUUUGUACCCGCGAUAGCCCUUAGACCGGUAGCAGCCCUCUUUUUUCUUAUGAAUUUUUUUUGAUAAACGAGGCCGUGAACUGAUAAGAGAGGGCGAGGGGCUGAUGGUGGAAAGCGAAAAAAGGCCGCCAACCUCUCCCUUCUCGCCGAACUUCGUGCUCAAUCCAGCGUUAGCUUUUUUCCACAGUAUCCUGCACCUCAUCUGCCUACAAAUAGCUUUCUUGUAAAGUUUGUAGACAAUUGUCACUAAUCAAGACUGUAUGUUGUGAUUAUUAAGAUAAUACAAUGCUACUGGCUAGUAGUAAGGACGGAGAUUAUUGAUGGUAUUUGACCUAGGUAUAAGAGGUUUUUUCCUUGCGAGCGGGGAAUUCGUCGUGGUCGACCGCGGGCCGACUGAUCUCUUUAAAGAGUUGACUGAAACCAGAAACCAGGCAUGAAAGGUCUCAGAUACCCAGGGUCAUGUCAUUUAAGCUUUAGAAGCAAAAGGUUGACUGUCUUCAAAUAUUAUUUUCUAUCGUAGGAUCCGCCUGGGAGUGUCAUCCGGGUUGCAGGAGGUUCUGUCUUUCCUCCUGUAAAAGAAGCUGCUGUGCACCCGGGGCCCCGAAUUACACCCCGGACAUGUUUCCCCAACUUGUCAGUUACCAAGCCUCCCUACCCCCUCCUCCCCCUCCACCUCCGGCGUGCCCUACGGGUUGCCCAUCUACUUGUUAUCCUAGCUGCGACGCAGGAUGCUGUUUUCCCGUUAAUCAAGCUCCAGUUUAUCCUCAGUAUUCAGCUAACCCAUACAGUACUGGAUAUGGGGGAUAUCCCACUGAUCCCUGCGCCGCACAGGGUUGUUCUGCGGAGUGCGCUCCUCUUUGCAAGCCAGGUAAGCAUAGUUAAUAUUCUUCUUUUGCCCGCUGUGUUUCCCCUCUCAUCAGUAUAUCACGCUUUUUGCUGGCGAACCUUAUGCGAGCCAGCACACUAUUCUCUACAAUAGCGGGAAAAAGCCAAAAUUUGUCGGAUGUAUGAUCAGAAGCAAGUGCAGUCGAUUUGUUUUCUUAUUAUCGGGGGUAUUCACUCAUGUGCGAGAAUCAACAACAAAAUUUAAACUCAAGGCAAUUUUGGCAUCUAUGAGCUGCUAUUCUCUUACUUUUUGUUGAUUAGACUGUUGUCGCUCCCAAGCCUUGAAUUUGAGUAUUCGGCCAGUGUAUUUAGGCAGUAAAGCUUCUCCUGCUACUUCAACUUCUCCUAAGAAGGUCGCAGCCGAAAAGAAACCCCCGCCACCAAAGAAGAAACCUGCCGUAGACCUGAAGAAGCUUGCCGGAAAGACAAACUUUUUGUGUGUACGUCCGUGCCAAAAACUAUGCAAGCCUAUAUGCAAGUAAGUCAUGUACUCCCAAAGUAUAGGAGUAGAUCACAUGCACGCAGCACAAUGAAAUGAACAUUUUAAGGGAAAAUGUCUUAAAAUUUUAAAGAUACCUUUUUUGUGAAAGAUUAAUUGCGCUUAGGUACAAAAUUAUUCUACGACACGACUUUUUAACAUGCAGGUACUAUACUGUCUAAACUAGAAAAAUGUUAAGAUAAAUGUAGAAUCCAUGAUUAUUAUCAUCCUGUGAAUACUUCCCGCCUGUUCACUUCCUGUAGCUGGGGACCGCAAAAAGUCCCAAGCACAUGAGGGACAAAAACUAGGCAGCGUUAACUUUUGCAAGACGUCUGGGCUGUUACUAAGGACUACAUGGAGAAAAUGGGCCCCUAACUGACUGGCAAGUCCUGAGUAACCAUCCCAGAAACAAUUGCGGGACACAUUUCGGCUCCAGCCCCCUUCUCUUUUCUUAAGUGCACGAGGAGACAAUUAUCUGUAUUGGGCUAUCUCUAGGUGACGCAUUGACAUCUAGAAGAAUCAAAACUCGUAGAAAAUAAUUUGUUAACCGGAAAGCGAUGUCAGUGGUAGUAUUUUCAAAGAGUCAAAUUGAUGCAACCUAUUUCCCGGGGCAAUGGAAGGGGUAUACGAAAUCGGGCGCCGGUCCCUGGACAUCAUGCCUCUCGUUUUGUAAAGGAAUAUGCCAAAGGGACGAGGUUGAAAUUGAUGCAAGCGUAGACGUUACUUACACACGAAAAAACAAUAAGGGCGUAGGUGUUUUACCACUGCUGGUAACUUAUAGCCUGUCUCCUGUCACAGAUUUGAAUGCUGUUUGCCCACGUAUAAAUUCCAUGACUCUCACCCUGCCCCGAAAAAGCCUGCUAAAGAUCAUCAUGUCAAACCAGUCGCAUCACCUCAGAGGGUACCAGUCCCCAAACUGGCCUCUCCACCGGAGCCAACAGAAGGACCGGCGGCGCAGGACCUGCAACCACCUUCACCUUAUGCGGGUGGAUACCAAAAUCCGGAUCCAGCAGCAGCGAUGAUGGCAUCCCCUCCGGGUACAGUAGAACCAGGAGAGCCCCUGGUAUAACUUUGUAUUUUCACCUCCCACGGGAAACCAUAGAGAGGGUCCCAAAAUGGUGCUUUCUUUUCACCGCCUCAAAAUGUUUUUCGUACAGUUUCGAUGCUUUUUUUAUCGAGUUAUCUCGAAACUCGAAUUACGUUAACUUUUCAGAGUAUCUUUCCUACAGAUGCUUGAAGAAAGUCCAUAUUAGAUCAUUUUUAGAAAAACAGGGGCAAACAAUCAGAAGAAAAGUGGUGUACCAUGUGUACCAUCAAUCGGCCGCGCGACAACUUCGAGGAAUAUGGAUGGUUUAUUUAUAUUGAGUCAGAAUUAUAGAUAUUUUUGACAUCAAAGAAUUGAAAUGCGACUCACCUUUCUUACCCUUCCUCGACUUCUAAUCCUUACCUUAAAUUAACCAAUUCUCUGGAUUUGUCGAAAACUUGCAGGGACACUCUAAAUCGAGAGACAUGUUGUGUAGAUCUAACUUGAAAGCUCUGAAUGAUACUGUUUACUUUUCAGUAUUUUAUAAAAUUACAUUAUUUUGCGAUAUCUUUUCUUUAACGGCGAUUGUUGGCAUGCACAUUCUUCAGUCGUGACAGGACUACUCCUAGACUCAUUGCAUCACCUAAUUAACUAAGCUAACUGUAAACGGUCUCCUCCUUCAGAGCCAACAUGUCCAGGUGCCUGUCCGAUGUCGUGUGCUCCAUCUUGUGAUUUCUCCUGUUGUUCCUCUUACAUGACACCACAACCACAACCAGUUGCCCCAGUGCCUCCUCAGCAAGGCUUCCCUUAUGGAGCAGUGCCACCUAACCCUAUGGUGAGCAAUACUAACUAUAUGGUAAGUAAUACAANCAUGUUAGGUAGAUCUAACUUGAAAGCUCUGCAUGAUACUGUUUAGUUUUCAGUAUUUUAUAAAAUUACAUUAUUUUGCGAUAUCUUUUCUUUAACGGCGAUUGUUGGCAUGCACAUUCUUCAGUCGUGACAGGACUACUCCUAGACUCAUUGCAUCACCUAAUUAACUAAGCUAACUGUAAACGGUCUCCUCCUUCAGAGCCAACAUGUCCAGGUGCCUGUCCGAUGUCGUGUGCUCCAUCUUGUGAUUUCUCCUGUUGUUCCUCUUACAUGACACCACAACCACAACCAGUUGCCCCAGUGCCUCCUCAGCAAGGCUUCCCUUAUGGAGCAGUGCCACCUAACCCUAUGGUGAGCAAUACUAACUAUAUGGUAAGUAAUACAAAUCCUAUAGUAAGAAAUAUUAUUUCUAUGGUGAUCAACACUAAGCCUAUGGUGAGUAAUACUAAUCCCAUGGCAAGUAAUACUAAUCCCAUGGUAAUCAACACUAAGCCUAUGGUGAGUAAUAAUAAUCCCAUGGCAAGUAAUACUAACCCCAUGGUGAUCAAUAUCAAUCCUAUGGCAAGUAAUAUUAAUCCUACGGUGAUCAACACUGAUCCUAUGGUAAGUAAUACUACUCCCAUGGUGAUCAAAACCAAUCCUAUGGUAAGUAAUAAUAAUCAUGUGGUAAGUAAUACUAAUCCUACAGUAAAUAAUGCGAGGUUCCAUUUGCUGGCACAAAAUUAGUAACUCUUGACCAACGUUCAAGUGAUACUUGUAUGAAUUUGGUUUUAUAUUUCUACUUGCGUUGUACCUAUUUAUUCACUUCCGUGGGGAUGUUAGUUAAAUAUCUUCCAAACUUUAAUAUGUCCCUCUUUUUUGUAGGCUCCAAAUCCAGUCCCCCAGGCUCCACCCUCCCCAGGUCUCGCUCCUCUAAGUUGUCCUGGACAGUCGUGCCCAGACUCAUGCGCCCCACUGUGUUCGCCAAGCUGUUGCGCGGGAAUUAGCCGCAUGCUUCCAGCAAACUGGGACAAGAGAAACAACGUGCCUCGUGCGGCCUAA